Rhizophagus irregularis DAOM 181602=DAOM 197198 is the source of this 1402-nucleotide messenger RNA. Lineage: Eukaryota; Fungi; Glomeromycota; Glomeromycetes; Glomerales; Glomeraceae. The record is from RefSeq and is a predicted model, not a curated record.
AAUAUUUUAAAUAUUCAAUAUAACAAUGAUGUUAAAUUAAGGAUUUUUUAUUUAGCUCAAGGUAUUUUAUCAGAUUUAUUCAAAUAGAGAAACUUCUAAUGAAUUCAUUUGCCAAUAUUUUGGAAUUACUCAAGAUCCUAUUACCAAGGAUAUUAUGAUUAUUAUGCCAUAUUAUGACUUAGGUGACUUGAUACGCUACAUAAGUAAUGAUUUUUAUAAUAUUUGUUGGGAUACAAAGUUGUUUAAAUUACGUCGUAUAAUAUAUGCACUUAAUAAUAUCCAUAAUUCAGAUAUUAUUCACAGAGAUUUACAUAGUGGAAAUAUCUUUAUAAGUGGAAGGUUUGCAUAUAUAGGUGAUCUGGGAAUAAGUAAAUCUGCAACUGAAUCUACAGAUAAUAAUGAGAAUUAUGGUAUUAUUCCUUAUAUGGCACCAGAGAUUUUUCAAGGACAAAAAUAUACAAAAGCUUCAGAUAUAUAUAGUUUUGGAAUGAUUAUGUGGGAGCUUAUGACAGGUAGAAGACCUUUUUGGGAUCGAAAUCAUAAUACAUAUCUUAUUAUUGAUAUUUGUGAUGGUUUACGACCACCAAUUGUCACAAAUGCACCUGAAGAAUAUAUUGAAUUAAUGAAAGAAUGCUGGCAUUCUGAUCCGGAGAAAAGGCCAACAGCCAUUUAUAUAUUUAAAAAACUUCUUAAUAUGUCGGGUUUGAUAAUUGAAAUUGUAAAAUCAUCAGAUAUUGGUCCUGUAACAACUAAUCAUUCAGGUGCUGUUUAUAGGAGUAGACCUUUAAAUAAAAUGAUUCAUUCCGCAAUGUCUUUAAGGAGUUCAAGAAGUCUGCUGUCUACAAAUUUAGAAACUGGUAAAAGAAAGUUUGAAGAUCUAGUUACAAAAAAUGAUGACGAUGGUCAAUGUAUCAAAAAGAAAAAUUUAUGUGAAAAUGAAAUUAAUGAAUAUCUUACGAACGAAAUUGAAUUUGAUGUUAAUGUGAAUUUUAAUCAAUCCCAUAAACCUCAUAAUAAAGAUUACAUCACUCUGGAAUUUGAACUUGAUAUCGAUUUUAAUAAUCCUUGAAUUUUAUUUUUUUCUGUAUAUCAGAUAUAAAUUUAUAGAUUUUUUAUUUUAUACUAUAGAGGGUAGAAAUUAUUAAUAGUUAAAUAUUAGUCAUAGAUAAAUGUUAUGCAAGUCUUUUAAAAACUUGUUGUCACCUGAUCACCACGUUUGAGGUGCAGAAGAAACAUUGAUCAGGAGGGAAAGGGGAAAACGAAAGGGAAAGGAAAAACGAGAGGAAAGAGGAAAAUGAGAGUGAGAGGGAAAACAAUAAACCACUUUUUACAAUAGACGAUUAUUUUAAUAGAAUAAUUAAUUAUAUACGUUAAAGUAAAUAUAUUAUAAUUACAAAGAAUG